Molecule: messenger RNA, 1151 nt
Organism: Aedes aegypti (yellow fever mosquito)
Lineage: Eukaryota; Metazoa; Arthropoda; Insecta; Diptera; Culicidae
Gene: Mat1
Product: CDK-activating kinase assembly factor MAT1
Exons: 2
Coding region: 159-1100 (313 amino acids)
Biological process (GO): regulation of transcription by RNA polymerase II; positive regulation of cyclin-dependent protein serine/threonine kinase activity; nucleotide-excision repair
Cellular component (GO): transcription factor TFIIH holo complex
Molecular function (GO): cyclin-dependent protein serine/threonine kinase activator activity
Source: RefSeq, a predicted model, not a curated record
AGCUGUUUUGAUUGUUGUGUAGUGAGUCUGUCAAAAUACGAGUUCAAAACAAACUGCUUCUGUACGAAUUUUUGGACGCUGGUGAAACAUUUUCUAAAUCGUUUAAUAGUGAAUUAAGCUUAAGUUUUUAGUGUUAAAGUGAUUUAAAGUACGUCACCAUGGAUGAUCAAGGAUGUCCCCGCUGCAAAACGACUAAAUACCGAAAUCCGUCUUUGAAAUUGAUGGUAAACGUUUGUGGCCACACAUUGUGCGAAAGUUGCGUGGAACUUCUCUUUCUCAAAGGUUCCGGAUCGUGCCCGGAGUGUAAUGUGGCCCUGAGGCGAAGCAACUUCCGCGUUCAGCUGUUUGAAGAUUCAAACGUGGACAAAGAAGUCCAGAUCCGGAAGAGGAUUCUGAAGGAUUUCAACAAGAAAGAGGACGAUUUCGCGACGCUUGGGGAGUACAACGACUAUCUGGAGAUGAUUGAAGAACUGGUGUUCAACCUGUGCAACAAUAUCGAUAUCAUCAACACGAACAAACGCAUCGAACAGUACAAGAAGGAAAACCGGGACGUAAUCUUGAAGAACAAGACCAAACUCAGCAGAGAUGAGCUGGAAUUGGAAACGCUGAUCGAAAUCGAAAAGGAGCAAACGGAUCAACGGAAGAAAGAACUGGCGAUGAUCGAAGCAGAAAACAGGAAGCAAAAGGCCAAGAACAAGGAAGACCUCAUAGACUCGCUGAUGGAGAGCUACGAGGAUGCGAGCGCAAUUGUGGAUAAGUUUGCUCAACGGGCGGAGCAGCAGCAAAUUCCGCUGCCGAAACCGAUGGCCCCUCCAGCACCUCCGAAGCAGACUCACUUCUCGACCGGUAUCAAGUUCCAGUCGCAGCACGGAUUUCUGCCGGUGCCCAAGAUCGAAGAAGGCCCGACCUAUGUGUACGAAGCGCAGAUCUAUCCGAAGGAGGGCCCCGGGCAGCCAACGUUGGCCGAUAUCGACAGCAAGGGUUACAUCAAACACAUACGGUCCGAAACGCAAGCCGAGCGAGCAGGUGGAUUCAGGACCAACAUUUCCUGCUUACGGGCUAUUCAGGAAGCGCUUGUUGGGCUGUAUCACGGGUGCUAAUUUUAUUCAUUUAUUUGUUAUUAAUAAAGCAAAAUCGUAGGUUAAUAUAAA